Erythranthe guttata (spotted monkey flower) is the source of this 1306-nucleotide messenger RNA. RefSeq names its product basic leucine zipper 9 (gene BZIP9). The record is from RefSeq and is a predicted model, not a curated record. Gene Ontology annotation, biological process: regulation of DNA-templated transcription. NCBI's taxonomy places the organism in Eukaryota, Viridiplantae, Streptophyta, Magnoliopsida, Lamiales, Phrymaceae. Gene Ontology annotation, molecular function: DNA-binding transcription factor activity.
CAUCAAACCCCCCCACUCAUUUCUUCCCCUUUUCUCUCUCUCUCUCCUCUUUCUCUCUCACACACACGCACACACUUGGGGUGAUCGAUCAUUUCUUCUUCAGUGUUGAACAUAAAAAAAAAAUAAAAAAUCAAACAUCAGCAAAUGGAUAAUAAGAAAGCGAUUUUUAAGAACAGUUCAAUCUUCGGCUGCGGCGGCGGCGGCGGCGAUAUGAAGAGAAGCCCUUCGGAAUUGGCUCUUCAGGAGCUUUUUGCGUCGGAGGAUGACCGGAAAAUUCAUCACAAGGCUGACAUAUUUGGCGGCUCUGAUUCUUACAAUCACAGUUUCUUCGCCGUGGAGAAUGCCGAUCACGCGCCUUUUCCUUUCAAAACCCAGGAAAUUCAAAAAGGAUUGGCAGGUCCUAAUUCAAUGGCAGAUAAUAUGUCUUGGUUUCGGAAUCAUUAUCCUAACCAGUCCAACGUUUCAGUGCCGAUUGAGUCCCAAUCUUCAAUCUGUGUUGAUAGCCCAACUUCAGGCUAUACUUCAAAGGGCAUAGGUAAUCAAACAGUUGGAGCUAGCAGUGGUUCUUCGCACGAACAAUCUGACGAUGAUGACUUAGAGAUUGAAGCUGGUUCUUGUGAGCAAGGCACCAAUCCUAUGGAUAUCAGGAAAAUCAAACGGAUGGUUUCUAAUAGGGAAUCGGCUCGUCGCUCGAGAAGAAGAAAGCAAGCUCAUUUAGAAGAACUUGAACAACAGGUGGACCAAUUACGAGGCGAGAAUUCAACACUGUUCAAACAGCUGGCAGAUGCCACUCAGCAAUUCAAAGAUUCCACGACAAAUAAUCGAGUUCUCAGAUCUGAUGUUGAAGCUCUAAGAGCAAAGGUGAAACUAGCAGAAGACAUGGUUGCACGAGGCUCGUUGACCUCGAGCUUGAGCCAUCUACUGCAAAAUUACCUGAAUACCCCUCAAGACUACAUGAUUAACAACAUCAACCGCAUCGACCGUAAUGUAUCUCCAACAAUAGCAGCUCACGGGGAGGAGAAUUCUCCGUAUAACGGGAUUUCGGAGUCAACCGUUGGACUCGGAAAUGCUGACUCGGUUGGUCUUGUGCCUGAGAUUUGGACUUGGGAAUCUAAUGUUGCUCCAGUAUCUAAGUGAAAUAGCUUUUUCUUGUUCUGGUGUCUAAUUGGAUAUUAUCUAUCUGUGUGCUGUUUUUAUUUUAUUUUCAAGUUGUGUGUAUUUUUAUAUCUUGGAUUAGACUUUUGUACCUGCUGGAAUAUUUUGUGUUUUGCAUAAUUAAUCUGUGUGUUGUGAUUGGUUGCUCUAA